Chenopodium quinoa (quinoa) is the source of this 2036-nucleotide messenger RNA. RefSeq names its product mitogen-activated protein kinase homolog MMK2-like. The record is from RefSeq and is a predicted model, not a curated record. Lineage: Eukaryota; Viridiplantae; Streptophyta; Magnoliopsida; Caryophyllales; Amaranthaceae. Gene Ontology annotation, cellular component: nucleus; cytoplasm. The coding region runs from base 480 to 1616 and encodes 378 amino acids. The transcript is spliced from 6 exons. Gene Ontology annotation, molecular function: ATP binding; MAP kinase activity. Gene Ontology annotation, biological process: intracellular signal transduction; protein phosphorylation.
ACAUGUAGUUAACAAAAGACGGUCAAAGGUGGGGUGAUAAACAGUGUAAAAGUCAAAACGAAUCUAGUAAAAAAGGACGGAGAAAGUAUAUAAACAAGUUCAUCAUUUUACUCCUUACAAAUUUAAAAUAAAAAAUUAUUAAUGGUCAAAUGAAAGGGCAAAAUGCAAAGGAAGAUCCAUAAAGAGCAAAAAAAAAAGGAAAAAAAAAGGUUGUCAACAUCAUAGAAAGGUGACGCGUGGAACAGAAACCCAUGAAGAAGAAGAAGCCCGUUUGCAAUUCACGGAAUUUGAAAAAAGAGACUUUUCUUUUGUUUUCCUUUCCUUUCCACCCCUAAAAUAAUUAAUUGGUUGGGAGGUCAAAAAAAUUGAGUCUUUCUUUUGCCAUUGUUUGGUUGCAAAACUCAUAUUUCUCCCACUCCAAAAAAAUCACUAGUAUAGUAUUAUUGUACAGAAGAGAGAGAAAGAGGAGAGAGAAAGAGAUGGAUUGUUUCGAAGCAUUGCACUCAACAGAAGGAAACCAAGAAUCUAAAAUAAAAGGUGUAAUGACGCACGGUGGUCGUUAUGUUCAGUACAAUGUCCACGGCAGUUUAUUUGAGGUUUCUUCUAAGUAUGUUCCUCCUAUUCGUCCCAUUGGUCGUGGUGCUUCUGGCCUCGUAUGUGCUGCUGUGAACUCAGAGACACACCAUGAGGUUGCUAUCAAGAAGAUUGGUAAUGCAUUUGACAACAUAGUAGAUGCAAAAAGAACUCUGAGAGAGAUCAAACUACUUCGCCAUAUGGACCAUGAAAAUAUUAUUGCCAUUAAGGAUAUCAUCCGACCACCAAAGAAAGAAGCAUUCAAUGAUGUUUACAUUGUUUAUGAACUAAUGGACACUGAUCUUCAUCAGAUAAUUCGCUCUAGCCAAGCUUUGACUGAUGAUCAUUGCCAGUACUUCUUAUACCAGCUAUUACGUGGUUUAAAAUAUGUACACUCUGCAAAGGUCUUGCAUCGCGAUCUCAAGCCCAGUAAUUUACUUCUAAAUGCAAACUGUGACCUAAAGAUUGGAGACUUUGGGCUGGCUAGGACCACCACUGAGACAGAUUUUAUGACCGAGUAUGUUGUAACUCGCUGGUAUCGAGCACCUGAAUUGCUCCUUAAUUGUUCAGAAUACACAGCUGCGAUUGAUGUCUGGUCUGUUGGUUGUAUAUUUGGUGAAAUCAUGACAAGAGAACCCUUGUUCCCAGGCAAAGAUUAUGUUCACCAACUGAGGCUUAUUACUGAGUUGAUAGGGUCACCAGAUGAUUCGAGCCUGGGCUUUCUGCGGAGCAAUCAUGCUAGGAGGUAUGUGAAACAGCUUCCACAGUAUCCAAAACAGCAAUUCUCGGCAAGGUUUCCUAAUAUGUCCCCAGCAGCCACUGAUCUGUUGGAGAAGAUGCUCGUCUUUGAUCCCAACAAACGCGUUACUGUGGAUGAGGCACUGUGUCACCCAUACUUAGCCUCCCUCCAUGACAUCAAUGAUGAGCCCAUCUGCUCGGCACCUUUCCGCUUUGAUUUCGAGCAAUCAUCCUUGACAGAAGAGAAUGUGAAAGAGCUCAUCUGGAAGGAAUCAGUGAAGUUCAACCCAGAUCCCGCUCAUUAAGUGAAUAUGACAGGACAAAUUGCUUUGCUUCUGCUACAAAAGGUAGUCUUCUGCAGUUUUUACUCCUGCAUACCCUGCUUAUUCUUGGAGGAGACCGCCUUUUUAGGUAAAUGAAGCUGUUUGUCAAGAGUCAGCACCCAGUUCUUUCAUUCCAAAAUGUUAGGCAAUUUGGACUAUGUAUUUAGCUUCGGUUCCUUGUAAAAGAGUUGAUAAAAUAGGAAAAUAAGGAAAUUGGAGUUCCUCUAUAGCUAGAAUUUUAGAUUAUGGACAAUUAUAUGACCUCUUAAAUACUUUAUUUUAGUUUAUUUUGUAUAACUUGCUCAGAACUUCUUGACUCUGUAUAUUUACUGAAGUUGAAUACAUUCUCUGCAUUCAGCCCUGUAUUCAAUCAGAACUACCUUCUAUUAUUGCAAUUUCUCA